UCCAGUGCGCAGCAGUACUUCGCUCCAGUCUUUUGCUUUGUAGCCUACCACCGCUUCGCCGCCUCCUCUUUUUCUCCUCUCCCCGCCUAUGCCUGUCCCGGCAAGCAUCCAGCGAAUGUUCGGUCCACCCCCAGACCCCCUGCAGGGAACAGUGAGAGAGCGGUUCCGUUCUGAGCACACAGCAUACUAUUGAAAGCUGCCAAGGGAAGACGUGGAUAAUAAGUGUCGUUGUUGACGUAACCCAGGAUUUUUUUUUCGGAGGUAUGCCUGUGCCAGACCAGCCAUCAGAGCAGGAGAAGGCAGCCAGUCUGCUGAGUCCAGGUCUACCGUCAUCUAACGGAGAUGGAUCAGACGGGACGGAGACCACCUCCGCUAUCCUGGCCUCCGUCAAAGAACAGGAGCUGCAGUUUGAGAGACUGACCCGUGAGCUGGAGGCAGAAAGACAGAUUGUAGCCACCCAGUUGGAGAGAUGCAAGCUGGGCUCUGAGACUGGUGGAAGUAUGAGCAGCAUCAGUUCGGCAGAUGAGCAGUUUCGCUGGAACAUCCAAGCUGAUGGCCAGAAGGACAUAGAGGAUGAGCUGACCACAGGACUGGAGCUGGUCGACUCCUGCAUCAGAUCCCUGCAGGAGUCUGGAAUACUGGACCCUCAUCAAUACAACACAGGAGAACCUCUUCUUUCCCAGAGUUCUUUGCAGCUCAACUCCACCCCAGAGGCUUCGCUCCAGUACUCCGCCAGCUACCAUAGCAACCAGACCCUCGCCCUUAGCGACAGUGCUGCAGCGGCAACCCCACAGCGCAGUGGACAGGUCGGAGGGGCCGUGCACAGCUACAACCAGGUGACAUCUAGUCGUGCGGCCCAGCAGCAGGCAGGGGGAGGGGGAGGUAGUGGAGGAGACUCCUUCUCUCAGAGCCAUGGCAGUGCUUUUCAUCUGCCUGAUGCACAGCUUCCCACAAUCGGUCACUACUACUCCAGUUCCACCCUGCCUGCCCAGCGUGUGAGUUCCCCUCUGACCGGAGGUGGAGGUGGAGGGUCUGGUUCUCCCAGCAAGCUGCAGCGCCUGGGCUCAGCCUCAGACACACCGGGCUACACUACUGCCCAGCGCCUACCUUCCUCCUCCUCAUCCUCACCCAACAAACAGUCCCCAGCCAACCGACUCGCCAAGUCCUACAGCACCACUGGUGCCGUGACAACAACAGGGUCUCCGCUGAGGGUGGGCUCUCCACCCAACUCCAUAGCAACAGUUGCCGGGGGAGGGGCUAGCGCUUCAUCAUCCCCACUACACCUGAUGAGUUCGGGCAUAGGGAGCUACGCUACUCUGUCUCCUAAAAGACUGGCUGCUCACCACGCCUCCGACCAGUACAAGAUAUCCCAUGAGCUCUAUGCUACCGCUACGCUACAGAGGCCCGGCAGUCUGGCAGGUUCCAGGGGUUCCUACAGUAAUCAGCACAGUCACUGUGGUCCAGACCUGCGUCCCCUGGGAUCCCCAGACCACCACAAAGAGCCCAUCUAUGAGGACAGAGUCAACCACUACCACAAAGGACCUAUGAGGGGACUGGGAAACAACACUGCCCCAUCCUCCCCCGGUGUCGACUCCGCCUCUUUACAGCGAGCAGGCAGCCACAGCGCCGGAGGAAGCAGCCACAGCGCCGGAGGAAGCAGCCAAAGCGCCGGAGGAAGUUAUGGUCGUGGGGGUGCCAAUAACUACACUACAGUGGGCCCAGGCUAUACAGCAGAGGCCUAUGCUACGGACCCCUACACUGCAGAUCCCUACCGUACACUACAGUACUGCCCAUCUGUAGAGUCUCCUUACAGCAAAUCUGGACCAGCCAUGCCACCUGAGGGCACACUGGCUAGAUCACCAUCUAUAGACUCCAUACAGAAAGACCCGAGGGAGUUUGGCUGGAGGGAUCCAGAGUUACCUGAAGUGAUUCAGAUGCUGCAGCACCAGUUCCCUUCAGUCCAGUCCAACGCCGCAGCCUACCUCCAACACCUCUGCUUCGGAGACAACAAUAUCAAAUCAGAGAUUCGUCGUCAGGGUGGGAUCCAGCUGCUGGUAGACCUGUUGGACCACCGUAUGAGUGAGGUCCACCGCAGUGCCUGUGGAGCCUUGAGGAACCUGGUCUACGGCAAGGCCAACGACGACAACAAGAUCACCCUGAAGAACUUUGGGGGCAUACCUGCCCUCGUACGCCUGCUACGCAAGACGGGAGACGUGGAGAUACGAGAACUGGUCACAGGUGUGUUGUGGAACCUGUCAUCGUGUGACGCCCUGAAGAUGCCAAUCAUCCAGGAUGCGUUGGCCGUUCUGACCAAUAGCGUCAUCAUCCCCCACUCUUCCUCCUGGGACUCCUCCCACAAUCUCCAUGACGACCGCAAGCAACACACACACACCUCCCAGGUGCUCCGCAAUGCCACCGGCUGCCUCAGAAAUGUGAGUUCUGCUGGAGAGGAGGCCAGGAGGAGGAUGAGAGAGUGUGACGGACUGACAGACUCCCUCCUCUACAUCAUACAGACCGCUCUGGGCAGCAACGACAUCGACAGCAAGACCAUAGAAAACUGUGUGUGUAUACUGCGUAACCUGUCCUACCGACUGGCAGCGGAGACGUCUCAGGGCCAGCAGCUGGGUUCAGAAGAGCUGGACGGUCUGCUGUGUGACGCCAACGGACGUGACGGAGAGACCUCAGGCUGCUGGGGCAAGAAGAAGAAGAAGAAGAAGGGACAGGACCAGUGGGAUGGUGUAGGCCCUCUCCAAGACUCAGCUGACCCUCCUAAAGGGGUCCAGAUGUUAUGGCACCCGUCCAUAGUGAAGCCCUACCUCACCCUGCUUUCAGAGUGCUCCAACCCUGAUACACUGGAGGGAGCGGCUGGAGCCCUGCAGAACCUGGCUGCAGGCAGCUGGAAGUGGUCUGUGUAUAUCCGGGCUGCGGUGCGUAAAGAGAAAGGCCUUCCUAUCCUGGUGGAGUUGUUGAGGAUAGACAAUGACCGUGUGGUGUGUGCCGUGGCCACCGCACUCAGGAAUAUGGCCCUGGACAUCAGAAACAAAGAACUGAUAGGCAAAUACGCCAUGCGUGACCUGGUCCACCGGUUACCUGGCAGUAGCAGCAACAGUACCGGGGGCAGUGGUGGGACUAGUGGAGGUACCGGGGGCCCGAUGGCACCCGGUAAGACCAUGUCAGACGAUACGAUAACGGCUAUCUGCUGCGCUCUGCAUGAGGUCAUCACUAAGAACAUGGAAAACGCCAAAGCACUGAGAGACGCCGGUGGGAUAGAGAAGCUCAUCGGCAUCGCUCGCAGCAAAGGAGACAAACACUCAGCCAAGGUGGUGAAGGCUGCAUCUCAGGUGCUCAGCAGUAUGUGGCAGUACAGAGACCUACGCAGCCUCUACAAGAAGGAUGGAUACUCUCAGUAUCACUUUGUUGGUUCUGCCUCUACGAUAGAGAGAGACAGACAGAGACCCUACUCCUCCUCUCGCACCCCCUCUGUGUCCCCUGUACGAACCUCACCCAACAACCGCUCAGUAAGCGCCCCGGCCUCUCCCAGAGAGAUGAGUAUGAAGGAUCGCAAGCCCGAAAACGACUCCACGGCAACCAAUGCAGGUUUCCACAGCAACAAAGGAGAGCACACAUCCCGGAAAGACGCCAUGGCAGUCCAAAUCUCCUGUGGAACAUCCACGUUGUUCCGGAACUCUUAUGUAACUGCUAAUGACGACAUUAAACACAACCAGAUCCCUCCUCAGCCCAUGACCAUAGCUCCGCAGGCAGACUGCUCCUCUACAUCUAUAAAAGAAUACGAUACGUUCCCUCCAUCCCAUCCUCCAUCCUUCCCUCCGCCGCAGAACCCUGGCCGCAUGCUGGAUGACUCCUUCUUCGUGCCUCCAGACCAGCCCCUCCCCCAGCCCCCGUCUCAGGCUGCCACUGACCUCCGGAUGCACCUGGGCCUCAAAUCCACCGGCAACUACGUGGACUUCUACUCUGCAUCCCGGCCCUACUCCGAACUCAACUACGAGACCAGCCACUACCCGGCCUCGCCUGACUCCUGGGUCUAGAGACAGGAGUCACAACUUAUCUCUGGUCCUGGAGAGACAUAGGCUUGUGCAGGCUUUAGCUCCAGCCUUGCAGUAACAACACCUGAUUCAAGUAAUUAAAGUGUUAUGAACAGUUGUUUUUAGGAUAUCAGGUUUAUUAUUGCUGGGCUGGAACAAAAGCCUCCAUGGUCCUGUAGCUCUCCCGGACUGGGAGUGAAAACACUGGUGUAGAGUAAGGUGGGAGUGGGAGGUUAAUAUUAGUUACUAACCACAGCAGAGAUUGAGGGGGUAGAUGAGGGAGGUGCCAGGGGUUGUUAGGGACUGAGGCGUGAAGAGAGACUGUGCAUGUGCAUGAAUACCACAAUACAUUUUCUUUCUGCCAGUUUAGUUUGUUCAAAGCUUGUUCCACUGGGAAAGUGGAUGUAUGGAUAUGUCAAAAGGGAGGGAAAGAAAGAGAGGGAGAUGGAAAGAGAGAGAGAGAGUGAAGGCCUUGAUGGAAAGAAAGCGAGAAAACAAGUGAAUGAUGACGGAGGGCUCUUACAUUGACCUUCAGGAAGAAGGAGAAGAGACGAGGUGUGGAGAAAUGGAGGAGAGGAAGAGUGGCGGUGAGGGUUCUUUGGCUAAUCGGGAUGAAAAGCGACAGAACAGAGAAGGGAGAGAGGGAUGAGUGGAAUACACCAAGCUCAAGGCAAGAGUGGAUGUUUACAGGAAAAACUAAGGGAGCAGCUUUCCACCCAUUCAUUACAUUGACUUCUGACUUUCACCUUUCUAUGGAAUGUCCUCUAUUCAAGAAGACUCUUCCAACCAUUUUAUUUUCACAUUUUUUAUUUGUAUUUUUUUAAGUUGUGGAUGUAUAGUAUUUUUGGUGUACAGUACAGUGACAGUUGAGAGACUUGUGUGGUAUUGUGUAUAUUACACGAGUCACUAGCGACCGACCACUGCAUAUUGUUAGUCUGUAACAGGAGAGGCUGAGAAGAAAACACACACCAUUUGGAACAAUGUCUAUCAAUGAUCACUGUCUCCCUUUCCCACACCACAUCUGUUUGAACAGCCAGUGGUUGACUAGCAGUAUUGUCUGUUCUCUGAUCACGAAAAAUGUCUGUCCAAAGCAGUUCAAGACCGACUACAACACCGAUGACAUCAUUCCACACUCCUUCUUGACAGACUGCUUUUUCACUGCCUAAACAAUUAGAUGUAGAUAUUUGAAAUAUACGUUUCUUGUUUCUCCGUUUCCACACUCUGAUAUUUUAUUUUGAAGAUACAGUAUUUAAAAGUUCUGAAUUAAAAUGGUUUUGUCAUCCACA
Molecule: messenger RNA, 5329 nt
Organism: Oncorhynchus tshawytscha (Chinook salmon)
Lineage: Eukaryota; Metazoa; Chordata; Actinopteri; Salmoniformes; Salmonidae
Gene: ctnnd2a
Product: catenin (cadherin-associated protein), delta 2a
Exons: 25
Coding region: 264-4046 (1260 amino acids)
Biological process (GO): dendritic spine morphogenesis; cell-cell adhesion; cell-cell junction assembly
Cellular component (GO): plasma membrane; adherens junction; cytoplasm
Molecular function (GO): cadherin binding
Source: RefSeq, a predicted model, not a curated record